AUGGCCGAAAGAUUGGGAUCCUCCUCCAUGGUUCUGGAGAACGUAUGGGCCUCUUUCCUUGCACACGAAAUUCCUUACCCAAAUUCACAACUUCAAGGCAGCGCUUGUAUCACUUCUCCUCCCGCAUUAACAACAAAUUCCCUGGCACAAUUUCACUGCGACUCGACUUUCGGGGACUCCAAUCUGAGCAACUGUAACGAUGAUGGUUUGUGUAAGACGCUGAAAGAAUCCGAUUUCACCGAUGUUCUAGAAAGGCAUGUGAGCCUGAGGCGAUGGCUGUCUGUCAACUGCGAAGCUCUUGACCUGGUCAAAGUGAAGAACCAGUCGGAGGAGGGGCACUGUGCGGAACAAGAGAGCACCAAAAAAAGACGGCUUGGUGGUUCAGGGGCGACCGAGAAGCGGUACAGAGGUGUUCGGCGACGGCCGUGGGGAAAGUACGCAGCAGAAUUUGGCUUGGCACGUUUCUGA
Cryptomeria japonica (Japanese cedar) is the source of this 468-nucleotide messenger RNA. RefSeq lists its product as uncharacterized. The coding region runs from base 1 to 468 and encodes 155 amino acids. Gene Ontology annotation, molecular function: DNA-binding transcription factor activity. The record is from RefSeq and is a predicted model, not a curated record. The transcript has a single exon. NCBI's taxonomy places the organism in Eukaryota, Viridiplantae, Streptophyta, Pinopsida, Cupressales, Cupressaceae. Gene Ontology annotation, biological process: regulation of DNA-templated transcription.